AUGAUCCGGCGGGCUUUUCUUCCCACCAAAGACCACCACCAUAGCCAAACCACCACCGGCUUCACCCUCGACCUCGACCAACGACCAACGACCAUAACUACGACCGUCACAGUGGCAGCAUCGCCUCGCCGGACACGUCUGCACAGUCUCCAGGCCUUGGACCCUGCGAUCUCCCCGUCUGAAGACAUCCCGCCUCGUCCCGCACAUUCUGCAGACUCUCAUGGACCGCUAGGCCGCUCGCUGCCUCUCGCCAUUGCUUUAUCUCACCGCAUUGUGCGCCACGGUGGUAGAGACACAGAGAGAAGACCACCACCAAACCCCCACAUCACGGUAACAGGCAUGGAAGAACAUGAUAUCAGGAUGGGAGAGGAGGUCGAGAUAGGAGAAGCUACGGCUGGUGCAGAUACGGCAGAGAGCAGGCCCAAAGCCGCGCCCACGCCCGCAGGUCUGACCGUAGAUGACGGCCGCCCGCAACUGUCGGCCAUGCAGGCUGCCUCUACCUCCUCCGUCCGCACCAUCUCGGGCAUGCCCAUGAUGACCCCUUCUUCCACCCCGCUGGGCCAUGUCAACGCCGCCCGCCGUCCGGGGCCCAUGCCGGUCCGCGGCAGCCAGUCCAGCGGCUUCACGCAGGACAUCCAGGAGAAGAUGAAGGCCUUCUCCCUCUCCCGCCAGGGUGCUCCGGUCAACGGUAACGGCGUGGCUUCGUUUCCGGGAGCCUCCUCGAGCGCACCUACGGUUCCACAGGGUACGCCCAACAGGCUGCCCGGUGGUGUCCCGGCCAUGAACCUGGCCGCGCCACAGCCCACCGGGCCCUGGUCUCCCCCCUCGGGACCCGGUCCUAUCGGGCGUACCCCUACGCCGAAGAUGGGCGGCGGGCUGGCUGCGAAACGAGGUAUGGCGGGGGGCAUGAAGCUGUCCGACGUCUCCGGGCCAUCGCCAGCAGGAGCGUCCCCGGGUGACAGAGGCAGCACGCCAAACGUCAACGGCACAGCUCCUACGCUGUCCGGCAGCGCCAGCUCGUCACAGGCCUCACGCACGCCAGAUACGAACCCAGCUGCGUCGGCGUUUAGCAAGUAUUCUGACUUUAUCGAUACCAAGGCCGGCACUAUAAAUUUCAAUAACAAGGCCGUCAUACAUGGCGGCGGUAUCGACUUCUCCUCCGGCCAGAGCUUCAACAUAUCCCUCGAUGAAGUCGAGUCCCUCAACGAGCUGGGUAAGGGGAACUACGGCACGGUAUAUAGAGUACGACACUGUCGGCCUCGUCUACGCCGGCCAGGCCUGGGUCUAAAGGGCACCAUGGCAAUAGGGAAUCUACCUCCAGACAGCACCCCUACUCCUACUCCUACCACCAAUACUACUACUACAUCUACAACUACUACCACCAAUACCAACACCAACACCGAUACCGAGGAUAGCAACUCCACCUCUACCGACACCGAUGCCAAUACCAAGAAAGACAAAAACGACCUCACCAACGUAAUCAUGGCCAUGAAGGAGAUCCGACUCGAACUCGACGAAGCAAAGUUCACCGCCAUCAUAAUGGAACUCGACGUCCUGCAUCGCUGCGUCUCCCCCUUCAUCAUCGACUUCUACGGUGCCUUCUUCCAAGAAGGCGCUGUCUACAUCUGUGUUGAAUACAUGGACGGCGGCUCGAUGGAGAAGGUCUAUGCAGGCGGCGUACCCGAAAACAUCCUGCGAAAAAUCACUCUUUCCACCGUCAUGGGCCUCAAGUCACUCAAGGACGAACACAACAUUAUCCACCGUGACGUUAAGCCGACCAACAUCCUCGUCAACACGCGUGGGCAGAUCAAGAUCUGCGAUUUUGGUGUCAGCGGUAACCUGGUUGCAAGCAUUGCCAAGACGAAUAUUGGAUGCCAGAGCUAUAUGGCUCCUGAACGCAUCUCCGGCGGCGGUCACCCUGGCAGUGUGGGCGGAGGAGGGACGUAUAGCGUCCAGUCCGACAUCUGGAGUCUGGGGCUGACUAUCGUCGAGUGCGCCAUGGGAAGAUACCCUUAUCCACCCGAAACAUAUAACAACAUCUUCAGCCAACUCAACGCAAUCGUACAAGGCGACCCCCCCACUCUACCCGCCGAAGGCUUCUCCCCUGAAUCCAAAGACUUCGUAUCAAGCUGCUUACAGAAAAACCCAGCCCUCCGACCAACCUACGCCAACCUCAUCCGCCAUGCCUGGGUAGCAAGCCUCAUGCAGCCUCCUCCCGCCGCCACGGCAGAAGGCGGCGCUCCACCCCAGACCAACGAUCACGACACCUUCGACGAGGAGGUGGCAGAGUGGGUUCGCGGUGCUAUCGAGAGAAGGAGAACUGGACAGGGCAACGGCAAGGAACGUCCUGCCUUGCAUGCCGUGGCACUUGAUGCAGUACCCAAGAGCCCCCUGUUAGAAGGCGUCAGCUCCCCCAUCGCUUGA
Messenger RNA from Arthroderma uncinatum, 2424 nucleotides. Its product is annotated as STE/STE7 protein kinase. The record is from RefSeq and is a predicted model, not a curated record. Gene Ontology annotation, biological process: MAPK cascade; protein phosphorylation; cellular hyperosmotic response. Bases 1 to 2424 code for a protein of 807 amino acids. Lineage: Eukaryota; Fungi; Ascomycota; Eurotiomycetes; Onygenales; Arthrodermataceae. The transcript is spliced from 3 exons. Gene Ontology annotation, molecular function: MAP kinase kinase activity; ATP binding.